Molecule: messenger RNA, 801 nt
Organism: Cladophialophora bantiana CBS 173.52
Lineage: Eukaryota; Fungi; Ascomycota; Eurotiomycetes; Chaetothyriales; Herpotrichiellaceae
Exons: 2
Coding region: 1-801 (266 amino acids)
Source: RefSeq, a predicted model, not a curated record
AUGCCCGCGACAUUAUUGAUGCGGUGGCCUGCUACGCCGAAAAAGGUGACAAUAGCACAAAGGGGUACCAGUGGCCGUCUCGGGUCUCGAGUACUACGACAGAUUCUGGAGGAGAAGUUGAUGCCGGCAACGGAUCUCAUCAUCUCGUCUUCCAAUCCUGAUCGCGCCCCGGCCAUCGCCAAAGCGUACGGCAUUGAGGGCCAUCGAGGCGACUACACUGACACAGCGUCGCUAAAGUCUUCCUUUGCUGGCGGCGACGUGUUGUUUCUUGUUUCUCACACUGAUCCCGGCAUUCAGCGGGUCGAGUUCCACAAGAACGCGAUCGAAACGGCUCGAGCUGCGGGUGUCAGAACAAUCAUCUACACGAGCAUGAUGUUCGGUGGUGAGACGGGCUUGAAGAGCGUCAUCGGCACCCAGCAGGGUCACAUUCACACAGCCAACUACUUGGCGAAAUGCGGUAUGGACUACGUGAUUGUCCGAGAAGGUCUGUACGCACAGGCCUGGGGAUACUAUACCGGGUUUCAACAGGGGGUGUUCAAAAAGGGAGACACGCAGCCUCUGGAAUGGGUCGUCCCCAAUGAAGCGGCUAUUUCGUGGGUCGACAUCGAUGAUCUAGCUGAGGGCAACGCCGUUAUUCUGGCCAACUACGGAAAAUACAUCGGCCAGACGCUGCGAUUUGACGGGGUCCCGAGCAACGUCGGCGAGCGAGAUCGCCAAGCUCGUGGAACAGAGGACCGGCCGCAGGGUGGAUCUUCGGUUCGUGUGGAGGCAGCAAGCCGUCAAGUAUCACAAGGAGCAUGA